This is a messenger RNA of Exaiptasia diaphana, 1401 nucleotides long. RefSeq lists its product as uncharacterized. The record is from RefSeq and is a predicted model, not a curated record. The transcript is spliced from 2 exons. Gene Ontology annotation, cellular component: Golgi apparatus. The annotation marks the transcript as partial. NCBI's taxonomy places the organism in Eukaryota, Metazoa, Cnidaria, Anthozoa, Actiniaria, Aiptasiidae. Gene Ontology annotation, biological process: protein O-linked glycosylation via mannose.
GUUAAGAACCGCUGACCGUUUUACUGCCUAUUAAUUUUGAUAAAUCUAUAAACUCGCCUUGAAAUGGUACAAAAUACGGGGACUUGACCUCAGCUGAACACCCUUCACACAUUUCUCGCCGGACAAGAAUGAAAUCGUAGGUUCAACAGGUGUUACAUUCACGCUAAAUACUUUAUCUCUUAUUUAGCUCCUCAAGAGGACUAAAUACGACUCUAUCCCGUCAAAACAAACGACUGCCUCCUGUGGGGAAAACUCUUAUAUCAAGUACGUCGCGAUAGUUUAGCAGUGCUUUGAGAUAUCUGUUAUAUUGCUAUAUUGCUGUGUAACUGGGCGAUAUGGUCAAUUAUGAACCGUGUAGUAGUAAGGAUUACGUGUAUGUUGCUUACGGGGUUCUUUGUGUUGUAUGUCACAAGAGACUUGGAUCGUUUAGAGGGCUUACCAGCAACUGGGACUAUUAAUAUACGAAGAGCACGCACUGAUAGAGAUUCGCGUAUUGAAUUGAAAGAGAAUAUUUCACAAGGCGUAAAUGUAAAGGGAUAUCACACGAUAAAGAAAAUCUUGUUUGGAGAUUUUGAUAACCCCAAGAAUGGCAUCAACAAGAUCGUACUUCAUACCAAAAAAAGAAAAAAAGCCACGGAAGAGCAAGACAGUUAUAAAGAUAAAAGGACAGCAGAACACAAUAUUCCUUAUCAUAUAACAAUUAGCGCUACUAGUCACAAACCUAAUAAAUCUGUUAACAUGUUAACACAUGAAGAUGCAACAAAAUACAACGAAGAAAACAAAGGCAACAAUAGAAAAGUGAAAUUAAAAAUUGAAGAAAGCCAGGAUGAACUGCAAUGUCCUAAAAACAAGGAGCGUUCUGUUCUCAGAAAACUUUUUAAGAAAUGGCAUACCUUAGCAACACGUGAAGGAAUUCCUUAUUACUUGUUUUUUGGCUCGUUACUCGGUUACUAUAGAAACAGUGAUUUGUUGCCAUGGGAUACUGACGUCGACGUUGCUGUCGAUGUGCGUUAUUUUCGCACACUUCGUGAUGUUGCGUCUCCAAGAACGUUCACUAAACAUGAUCGCGUGCCGCKAUUAGUAAUCCAGCAAGAUUUAAGUUUCCCUUGUUCAGGGCGACAACGUGUUUCAUGUGACGGACGCCUCGUGRAUCGCAGUGUCGACGGCUGCUCGUUCCAGGACCCUAUGGCGCGUGUAGUACUUGGUGGCAGACAUAUUGAUAUUUUCGCUAUGUAUGGAGUCAAUAAAACUCUAAUACAUGAACCAAMUCAGAACCUUUCUUUCGCUAAGUCUGAUAUCUAUCCUUUAAAACCUUGCGUAUUUCUGGGUUUUAAUGUCAACUGCCCUAAGAACAUCACAUCGGUUUUACAAAGAACAUAUGGUCAUGGUUUUAAUAUUCCC